Messenger RNA from Caenorhabditis elegans, 244 nucleotides. RefSeq names its product FIP (Fungus-Induced Protein) Related (gene C54E10.11). The coding region runs from base 23 to 199 and encodes 58 amino acids. The record is from RefSeq and is marked reviewed. Lineage: Eukaryota; Metazoa; Nematoda; Chromadorea; Rhabditida; Rhabditidae. The transcript has 2 exons.
UUUUAGUGUGGCGCUCGAAAAUAUGAAAAUUCUCGUUUUGAUCGCUGUUCUCUUCCCAUUCGGAGUUCUUUGUCAAGACGAAGUCCAGGGAUUCGGCGUAGCCCGCAAUCGUACUCGCAGAUGGUGUGACCCACCGUGCAGAACUUUUCACAGAUGCUACUUGGGAGUAUGUCGUUAUGUUCCAAACAUUCCAUGGUGAACAGCCUAAGCUCUGAAUAUUGAAUAAAUAUUAUCAUACCGAAAU